AGCUCCUCGGUUAAGGUUGACUUGAAUCUUCAAGCUCAAACCCUGAGACGCUUCUCCGAUCUUAGCCAGGUACCGCAAUAACAGCGAUUCGAUCAAUGAGGAGAAUUAAACGACGACACCGCCACCGACCAACCAACAAUAACAGACCUCCAAAACAAGAAGACGACGAUGAAGAAGAAGAAGAGCAUGAUCAGAAACCCUACAUUCUUCAAUUGCCAGUCCACAUAAUAACAGAGAUCUUCUGCAAAAUCCCAACAAAAACUCUCAUCCAAUGCAAGCGCGUGUCCAAAUCUUGGCGUUGUUGGUUCUCAGACCCUCAAUUCACCAGAGAACUAUUUUCACGAACACCCGCUUCCCUCUGGGUCACUGGCCACUUCUUGGUCGACCUCGACAGGAUCGGGAGCCAAAGCAACGUCGCGUUGCAGCUUUUUAGUAAUCUCAGAGCUCUUUGUAUGACCGUUGUAGGCUCGUGCAAUGGCUUCCUCUGUCACUACGAUUUCAAUUCUGACUUUACGCGUCAUCUUCACAUCUCCAAUCCUGUUACCUGUGAGUUUUUCUCUCUCCCAAUACCUUCAAAUCGUGAUAGUGGAGACUGUUAUGGUUUUGGGUUCAGCCCCAUUAGUGAUGUUUAUAAGCUAGUUCGGGUUUCGUCUCUAGGCGGAGAGCCUGACCAAGUAAUGGUUUUGACUGUUGGCUUUGGAAUUUGGAGAAACAUUGGGCACCCUGGCUACUCAUUUUAUAGGGUAAAUCCUCGUCAUGGGAUUUAUCUCAAUGGGGUUCUUCAUUGGAUUGGUCGCAGUUGUAGGGACAGGUCCCGGCGUUUGAUAUGUGUCUUUGAUGUUGAAAGUGAGCGGUUCCAAGAGUUACCACUACCGCUUUCUUCUCAAAAUCUGCGAAGAACAUAUUUUAAGCUCGGAAUAUUAAAAGGUUGGCUCUCUGUAAUUCAUAAAGUAAAUGAUGUUAUCAGUGUUUGGGUGAUGAAGGAUUACGGGGUGAAGGAGUCUUGGACUAAAGAGAAUGAGUUUAAAAAACCAGUUGGUUCUUUUGUCACUUCAACAAUGAAAUUUACUGAGCAAGGGAAAGUCUUGGGGUUACAUCAUAAUCAAUUGAUGGCUUAUACUCUCGCAACAACGAGCCUUGUGAGGGUUCAGGUUGAUGGAUUACCUUCAUGGAUUUCGGAGGCAUGGGAACUUGUUCCGAGCUUUGUUUCGCUUAAGGAUAUCGCCGGAGGGUUACAGCAUGAAGGUACCAUAUGUCAAUCAUAAGCAUUUUGUAUUUCUUGCUCUGUGGAAUAUGAACUUUUCAAAGUCAUGUUUUAUUAA
Molecule: messenger RNA, 1322 nt
Organism: Prunus dulcis (almond)
Lineage: Eukaryota; Viridiplantae; Streptophyta; Magnoliopsida; Rosales; Rosaceae
Product: F-box/kelch-repeat protein At3g06240-like
Exons: 2
Coding region: 96-1265 (389 amino acids)
Molecular function (GO): protein binding
Source: RefSeq, a predicted model, not a curated record